AAGAGAACAGCUUCUAAGUCCUAUUUUGGGAAAAACCUAUGCUUUUGUCUUAGCAAUAGCAAUUUUCUCUUUUUUAAUUAAUCAAUAUUGUCGAUCAGAACUUCAUCUCUUUCUCUCAUCACAGGUCUACUGCCGCUGCCUCAAGAUCCAGUUACCGCUUCAGCUCUCACCAGGCCACUGCUACUUCAUCUCUUAUCGUCGGCCGCUGGUUCAUCUCUCACCCAUGAGUCAUGACCCAUCAUCUGCCACAGUUUCAUCUCCUCCUUCGUCGGCCGUUGCUUCAUCUCUCAAGGGCCAUCUCUGUAUUUCUUCUUCUUCUCUUUUUCUAUCGCCGAUGGGCGUUGUUAGUGAACGGUGGUUGGAAUCGAUGGGACGCGGCUAGGGUUUUAGAUGGGGCCGGCGUGUUAUGGUGGCACACGUCUAGGGAUUUAGAUCGUAGAGGCCGAGUUUCGAUUGGUGGGCAAUUACAGGCUUG
This is a messenger RNA of Cuscuta epithymum, 475 nucleotides long. Lineage: Eukaryota; Viridiplantae; Streptophyta; Magnoliopsida; Solanales; Convolvulaceae. The record is from the annotation of a GenBank genome assembly.